Cicer arietinum (chickpea) is the source of this 990-nucleotide messenger RNA. Lineage: Eukaryota; Viridiplantae; Streptophyta; Magnoliopsida; Fabales; Fabaceae. The record is from RefSeq and is a predicted model, not a curated record.
AUGGCUGCGAGAGCAUUUCUUUUGUUUUUGGUCGGUUGCACACUCUUCAGCGAUAAGAGUGCCUACGCAGUUAGUGUUGCCUAUCUUGAGUGCUUCCGAGACCUUAAUUCUUGCGGGGGAUAUGCAUGGGGUGCAGCUGCUCUUGCUUAUCUUUAUGACAAUCUUCGAGAAGCCAGCAUGCAUCAAACCCGAACUGUUUCAGGGCAUGGGUCUAUGAGCAUUUUCCUACAUUAUGUAGAGAUUGUUGUAGACUUUCUAUGGGGUGCAGCUGCUCUUGCUUAUCUUUAUGACAAUCUUCGAGAAGCCAGCAUGCAUCAAACCCGAACUGUUUCAGGAUAUUGUUGUAGACUUUCUGCUAGUUAUGUUGAAGACUAUCCUAGAGCACUUAAAUGGAUGCCUAAAAGGGAUAAAGGUUUUGUUCUUCCAUUUAGGAAAGCUCUUGAUGAGAUUGAUGUUGAUGAGGUCAGUUGGACACCAUAUGAGGACCAUCGACUGAAGCGACCUUUUGAAGAUGUAUCUUUAUUUCGAGGGUGGAUACGUUGGGGUCCGAAGAUGUAUGCUCAUCUGCCAGACAUAGUAUUGUGGCAAUAUGGUCAUGUCCAAACCAUUCUUGGCUCACCAUUAGAGGUAGUGGGUCAGACAACCACACCAGAUGAAAUGGACAUUAUGUUUACGCAAUAUGUUGUGCAUGUAGUGGAUGCUAGCGCAGUUGUGCAGGGACAUGUAGUCUGCUCGAAUGAUUAUAUGGACUGGUUUCACAGAAUUUCUCAUCCAUACAUCAUUCCUGAUGGCGGCGAUCCUGCUGAUGACACAGUUGACAUAACGCGUCGAACAAUACAAAUUGCUGAAGAGCUGAUUGGCCGGCAACUGAUAUUACCUGAUGGCGUGCCACUCAUUAAUGAGUUGAUUUUGAUGUUGCGAAGUCAGAGGGGUGGUGGUAGAGAUUGGACGAACACAGUACCAUAUCGUAGAAGAAAUAGAAGGACUUAG